Molecule: messenger RNA, 1667 nt
Organism: Diceros bicornis minor
Lineage: Eukaryota; Metazoa; Chordata; Mammalia; Perissodactyla; Rhinocerotidae
Gene: KLRG2
Product: killer cell lectin like receptor G2
Exons: 5
Coding region: 1-1596 (531 amino acids)
Source: RefSeq, a predicted model, not a curated record
AUGGGUGGAGCCGGGAAGAAAGAGGAGGGAAGAGUCAGGCCAGGGUCUGGGUUCGCCCUUACGCGUCUGCUCCCGGCUCUUUCUCCCGAGAGCUACGGCCUACCGGGUGACCCCUCAAACAGCCCUCCGCCGCUCUCUUUCCCGCGUGCCGAGGGAAGGCGGGGCCGGUGGCCGGAAGGGGCGUGGCCAGAUGGUCCUAGCCACAGCCAAUCCCAGCGGGGACCUCGGUUGGGAGCGGCCGAGAGAAAGAAGGGCGUGACUGGACAGCACCGCCGGCCGGCUGGACCAAACCCGACGCGGGAGGAGAAGCAGACUCCCCAGCUGGGCACAGAAGCGCUCCGCUCUGCGUCUCUCGCUUGCUCCGCGCGCCGGGUGGAGUGCGCCCGGGAGGCAUCGGGAGCACACCAAGCCGGGCCCGAGGCCCCAAUGGAGCCCUUGGACAGCCAGGUCCCGGGGCUGGAGCAGCCGCAGGUCCCCGCGGAGGAGCGAGGGCCUGGGAGUCCCGCGAGCAGCCCGAGUCCGGCCCGGGCCGUGAAGGAGGCGGCGGGCGCGGACCAGGACGUCUCGGGCGGGACGAAGCUGCCGCCGCCUCGCCCCGCGCUGCUGCGGGUGCCGCCGCCCAGCCUGGGCUACGGCGCCUUCCGCCGCCAGACGUCCGCCGGCCCGGAGCCGCCGUCGCCGGGCCCCGCCGCGGCCGAGCAGCCCCGGGACGGCGAGACGCCGGGGGCCGAGCUGGGGCCCGGGGCCGCGCCGGGGGAGCCGACGCCCGGCACCUGGGCUCCCAUGGAACUGCAGGUGGACGUGCGCGUGAAGCCCGUGGGCGCGGCCGGCGGCAGCCGCGAGCCCUCGCCCGCGCCCCCCACGCGCUUCCUCACCGUGCCGGUGCCCGAGUCCCCAGGCUUCUCCCGCCACGCCUCCCCCGCCUACCCGCUCCUGCCGCGGGCCCCGUCGCCGGGCGGCACCUGGGGCCGGGCCAGCCCCGCCGAGGGGCGCGCGGAGUCCCCGGGCUCCCCCACGUGCCGCUGCCGGGAGCUGGGGCUGGAGAAGAGGGAGGACGCGGUGCUGCUGCCGCGCGCCGAGGUGGACGGCGACAAGAAGCUGCCCCGGGCGCUAACACUCAUCGGGCUGCCCAUGUACAUGAAGUCCCUGCGCUGGGCGCUGGCAGUCAUGGCUGUGCUCCUGGCGGUGUCCGCAGUCGCCAUUGUGGCCCUGGCUUCUAGAGCAGGGGCCAGGUGCCGGCCCUGCCCCCAGGGCUGGAUGUGGUCCGAGGAGCACUGCUACUACCUCUCUGCCGAAGCUCAGGCCUGGGAGGCCAGCCAGGCUUUCUGCUCAGCUCACCAUGCUACACUGCCCCUGCUGAGCCACACCGAGGAUUUCCUGGGCAGAUACCCAAUCACCACGUACUCCUGGGUGGGGGCCCGGCGAGGCCCCCAGGGCUGGCACUGGAUCGAUGGGGCCCCCCUGCCGCCCCAGCUACUCCCGGAGAAGGACAAGGACAAGCCGGAUCUCAAGUGCGGGGGCCUGGAGGGAGGCAAGCUCGUGGCUUUGGACUGCGCCUCUCCAAGACCCUGGGUCUGCGCCAAGGGGACCAAGUGAUUCGGGUUCUGCCUGUCCUGAGCCUGUUGGGGGCAUGCAGCCCCCCCAGGGGAGGCCAAGUUGAGAGCUGA